GUAAAACUUACGGCAAUCGUUGAUGUAACGAGAAACUAGGAACAUGGCUGACGACUCUCGCGAUGAGACGGAUUUGAUCCCCUCAAAAACCCCGAUGCGGCUUCGAAGGAGAAAAGGUGCGCUAAAGAAGAAAAACGUGUACACCAUUAAAGAUCAUAAGUUUAUUCCAAGAUUUUUCAAACAGCCAACUUUCUGCAGCCAUUGUAAAGAUUUUAUUUGGGGCUUUGGUAAACAAGGAAACCAGUGUCAAAUUUGUAGUCUCGUUGUCCACAAACGAUGUCAUGAGUUUGUCACCUUUAAGUGUCCGGGCGCAGACAAAGGCGUGGACUCUGACGACAGCCGGACCAAACACCAAUUUACGAUUCAUACCUAUACAAGUCCCAAUUUUUGCGAUCACUGUGGUUCUAUUCUUUAUGGGCUGAUUCACCAGGGACUGAAAUGUAAAGCUUGUGACAUGAAUGUUCACAAACGCUGCCAAGAGAGUGUCCCGAACCUGUGUGGCUGUGAUUACACUGAAAGACGAGGAAGAAUAGAGCUGAAGGUAGCCUCAAACAACAACAGGCUGACAGUGGAAGUACGUCAAGCUAAAAACCUCGUUCCCAUGGAUCCGAAUGGGUUAUCAGAUCCAUAUGUGAAACUGAAGCUGAUUCCAGAUAUGGGAAAUUCCAUGAAGAAAAAGACCAGAACAAUUCGUGCUAAUUUGAAUCCAAAGUGGAUGGAAACACUGUCUUUGGGUAACGGAAUGAGAGCCAUGAACAUUUGGAUUGAAAAACCAGUACCAUUCUAUGCAGCAGAAAUUGCCAUAGGAUUAUUCUUUCUCCACAGUCGAGCAAUUGUAUACAGAGACUUAAAACUAGAUAACAUUUUACUCGAUCAAGACGGACACAUAAAGAUAGCAGAUUUUGGGAUGUGUAAAGAAGGAGUCAUAGGAGACAAAACCACCAAGACUUUCUGUGGAACACCAGACUACAUUGCACCUGAGAUUAUCUUAUACCAACCAUAUGGAAAAUCUGUAGAUUGGUGGGCCUAUGGUGUUCUCCUAUACGAAAUGUUAGUUGGGCAGCCACCUUUUGAUGGAGAAGACGAAGAAGAAUUAUUUGCUUCCAUCACUGACCAUAACGUUUCUUAUCCCAAAUUUCUUUCAAAGGAGGCUAAGGAAGCAUGUAAAGGGUUUUUAAUGAAGAGUCCUUCAAAGCGUCUUGGUUGUGACAGUACAGGUGAAGAAGACGUCAGGAGUCACCCAUUCUUUAGAAGAAUAGACUGGGACAAGAUUGAAAACAAGGAAGUUCAACCUCCCUUUAAACCAAAAAUUAAAAACCCCAAGAAAGGUGAAAAUUUUGACUCAAUCUUCACCAGUUCCAAAAAAUUCCUGACACCCGCUGACAGCGUGGUGAUCAAUAACUUGACAGGGAGGGAGUUCCAAGGCUUCACUUUCGUCAAUCCAUACUUUGGUCCUCUAACAGCAAAUGUCUAGUACACAACUGCAUGUUACUCAGUUUCCUUAUUUUGUUUAUUUUUGCAUUUAGCCCUCUACUGCUAAGUGUAACACCAUUCCAGAAUGUCUAGUGUUGAUAUUAUUCUAUAGGGAAUUAUAAUCAGGCUUUCUAGACUGCAGAAUCCAAACACCUUCUGAUCUUCCAAAUAUGUGAUAGAAAAUGGAACUAAGCAUCCACACAUUUUAAGAAGCCUUGUUAGAUAGUUUUCAUUAAGAACUGAAUGUCAACUUAAACAAUAGAAAACAUCAGUUACUUUAAAAAAUACGAAGUUCAACGAUUAUUGUGAACUUAAUAAGUAUCAAUGACUUGUUUAAUCUAGGUGUUGAGCUAAGUUUUUCUUAUGGAUAGAUCUUACAAUAUAAGUGAACCAGUCAAUAUUUUCUAAUGUUGCCUCCUUUAAUAAAACUGUAUAUAAAAAUUGAAUUAAUAAGUAGCAGUACAUGUUAAUCACUCGGAAGGGAUCAUAUGCUUCUAUAUAUUUUUUUUUAAUUGUUUGUGAUCUUGUUAGAAAUUAGAACGUUCAACAAGCAAUUCACAUUUUACAUUCACAUUUAUUUGCCUUUUUUCCAUUGAUACUAUCGUUUGCUGAAAUAACAGUAAACAUUAAAAAUCCUAAGGAUGAAGUAACAGAAUAUUUAAUACAUAAUUUUUCAUUUAUUUUGAAUGCCUAUUCAUUGGGUUUUAAGCGUCUAGAUAAAGAUUUGCAAAACGUAAUAGCCGAUUAUUUAAACAAUUGUCGAAAAACUUUAUUUAAGAUAAAUGCCACCAAAGAUGUCUUUUUUUUCCAUUGCAGUAAACAGAAGUGAACGUAUAACUGGUUUACUUUGAGAAACCUGUUUCAGGUUUUAAAUGUGUGUGUGUGUAUACGCUUUCUGAUUUGUUUGAAUCUCACAGUAUUUCCAUUCGGAAAUAUCUCAUAAACCUUUAGCAAGCUAUCAAAUUUCAACAGUGUACAUCUUUAAGCAACUACUGUAGAUAAUGGAUGUAUGUACAGAUAGGUAAAAUAUUAACUGGGUAGUACUAUGGUUUCUAAAC
Molecule: messenger RNA, 2531 nt
Organism: Limulus polyphemus (Atlantic horseshoe crab)
Lineage: Eukaryota; Metazoa; Arthropoda; Merostomata; Xiphosura; Limulidae
Product: protein kinase C, brain isozyme-like
Exons: 13
Coding region: 44-1474 (476 amino acids)
Biological process (GO): protein phosphorylation
Molecular function (GO): ATP binding; protein serine/threonine kinase activity
Source: RefSeq, a predicted model, not a curated record